Molecule: messenger RNA, 7055 nt
Organism: Mizuhopecten yessoensis (Yesso scallop)
Lineage: Eukaryota; Metazoa; Mollusca; Bivalvia; Pectinida; Pectinidae
Product: nicastrin-like
Exons: 16
Coding region: 18-2135 (705 amino acids)
Biological process (GO): protein processing; Notch receptor processing
Cellular component (GO): membrane
Source: RefSeq, a predicted model, not a curated record
UGAAACAAUUCACAAACAUGGCCGCCACUAUAGAUGUAGCUCAUGUGAUAACAUGGUCUAUUCUGAUCUCAUUAGUGUGUGGUGUAAGAGUAAGCAACAAGACCUACGUGGAGAUCGAUGGUGUGUCAGCCUGCUUCAGACGAUUUAACGCCACACAUCAAAUUGGAUGCAAUUCUAAAGCAUCAGGGGAUGUUGGAGUUGUUUACUAUGUGGAGACUGAAGAGGAUAUCAACUAUAUCAUCAAAACAGCUAACCAGGCCCCAUACGCCAUCCUGAUGGGUCCUAUACUGUUUACACUGACAAAUGUGCAGAGUCUAUGGAACUCGGGGAAGAUCAGCGGAAUGAUGGUCAUACACUUGGACAAAACUCCAAUACCAGACACGUUCUCUCCCGAUAACGCCUGCCCCAGUGACCAGUAUGGUCUCUACCACGGGAACUCUGACUACGGCAGCUGUACAAAGGGCCAAUGGAACCCACACGGCAACAGCAUGAUGUUCCAGGAUUAUGCCUUUCCCAUCUUUAUCUUGAAGAACGAGACGGAAGUGGACUAUCUUAUACAUGAUUGCUUUGAGAAGUUCAACAAGCCACUCGCCAAGGGACAUCCGAGGGACUAUCCUCUCUGUGCUGUAGAGUUGAAGGACAGUAUGUCUGGGUCCAAGGAUACCGUGACCUGUGUCCGGCGUAACAGCAUGCAGGUCAGUCUUAAUCCCGAGACGUACUGCGACCCCCUUGGUGAUAACAAUAUAGUGGCGCCCCUAAAAGCCAUACCCAGUACAGAGGACUACCCACCCAAGUCGGUCAUUGUGGCAGCUGCUAGGAUGGACACUUUUUCCAUGUUUGAAAACGAGUAUCCUGGAGCGGACAGUCACGUAACAGGAAUUGUGGGACUACUUGCUGCGGCGGAGGCCAUUGGUAAAGUGAAGGAGCGCAUCGUCAACAACACAAAUUCAAAGGACAUCCUAUUUGCUUUCUUCCAGGGUGAGGCCUUUGACUACAUCGGUAGCAGCCGUGUCGUGUAUGACAUGGUGAACAAGAAGUUUCCUGAGGAGCCAGUAUCAGGAGAGACACACAUCCACCCAAUCGACCUCCACCAUAUCUCUCACUUUGUGGAGGUCAACCAGCUUGGUCAGCGUGACAACGGUAAACUGUGGAUACACACUGACCCGAUCAGCUUCAGCAGCAAUAAGACUAUUUCUGACGAGGUUGAUGACAUGAUAAAGAAAAUCACAGAUAUAGGAGGAACAGUAGACUUAAACUUAGGUAGAGCAGACUCCUCCAAGCCUCUGCCUCCGUCGUCUGUUCAGCGAUUUCUCAAGAAGAGAAAAUUCCCAGCAAUCGUCAUAACGGACCACCAAGCCAGCUACACCAACAAGUACUACAACAGUAGAUUUGACCGUCCAGUGACGAUCAAGGCUAACUCCACAGAUUAUGAUACAAUCACAGAGCAGGCCAAACAGCUCACUAAGGUCGCCACCACUCUGGCAAGGUCACUCUUCCUCCUGGCAACGGGCGAAAACGAUACUGACAUCAACGCUGAUGUAACAAAAGUGAAUCACAUGCUGUACUGUUUCCUGACCAACAAAAGCUGUGACCUUUUCCAGGAAAUCAUCGACAAAGAUAACCUGAACUCAUUAUUGGAGAGUUCUACCCCGUACCCCUUCUAUGUUGGCGUGACGAACACGGAUAAUCAUGUGACUAGUCUAACAAAACGUCUACUAAGUCUCUACACGGGCGAUAAGCAGGAGAAUGUCACCGAGAGCAACUGUAACGCUCCUGCUAAAUACAAGGUGUAUGGGUACACAUGGAUGCAAGGUGCGCUAGAGCCGGGCAGUACGAACCGUGAAGGGUCGUGUAUACGGAGCACAGUUAGUCUGACCUCAGCCAAAUCUCCGGCCUUUGACAUCACAGAUUAUGACUGGCAUUCCGGCGAGUAUUCCACCUGGACAGAGAGUAGCUGGAGGCAGGACGCUAUCAGUGUGCGCGUGUUUCUCAUCCCCAGCGAACAAAUGGAGACAAUCAUCUUAGCUACAGGAGUUGUCCUUACUCUGAUCUUCCUGCUGCUGGGAUACUUCAUCCACACCAGGGCCGGAAUCAUCUUCUCCCAGACACGUUCUUCUAGGUAUUACGCUUACUGAGGACGAAACUGCAGACUUAAACAGUAAAUGUGAGCUAUCUAUAUAUUGGAUCAUCUUCUCCCAGACACGUUCUUCUAGGUAUUACGCUUACUGAAGACGAAACUGCAGACUUAAACAGUAAAUGUGAGCUAUCUAUAUAUUGGAUCAUCUUCUCCCAGACACGUUCUUCUAGGUAUUACGCUUACUGAAGACGAAACUGCAGACUUAAACAGUAAAUGUGAGCUAUCUAUAUAUUGGAUCAUCUUCUCCCAGACACGUUCUUCUAGGUAUUACGCUUACUGAAGACGAAACUGCAGACUUAAACAGUAAAUGUGAGCUAUCUAUAUAUUGGAUCAUCUUCUCCCAGACACGUUCUUCUAGGUAUUACGCUUACUGAAGACGAAACUGCAGACUUAAACAGUAAAUGUGAGCUAUCUAUAUAUUGGAUCAUCUUCUCCCAGACACGUUCUUCUAGGUAUUACGCUUACUGAAGACGAAACUGCAGACUUAAACAGUAAAUGUGAGCUAUCUAUAUAUUGGAUCAUCUUCUCCCAGACACGUUCUUCUAGGUAUUACGCUUACUGAAGACGAAACUGCAGACUUAAACAGUAAAUGUGAGCUAUCUAUAUAUUGGAUCAUCUUCUCCCAGACACGUUCUUCUAGGUAUUACGCUUACUGAAGACGAAACUGCAGACUUAAACAGUAAAUGUGAGCUAUCUAUAUAUUGGAUCAUCUUCUCCCAGACACGUUCUUCUAGGUAUUACGCUUACUGAAGACGAAACUGCAGACUUAAACAGUAAAUGUGAGCUAUCUAUAUAUUGGAUCAUCUUCUCCCAGACACGUUCUUCUAGGUAUUACGCUUACUGAAGACGAAACUGCAGACUUAAACAGUAAAUGUGAGCUAUCUAUAUAUUGGAUCAUCUUCUCCCAGACACGUUCUUCUAGGUAUUACGCUUACUGAAGACGAAACUGCAGACUUAAACAGUAAAUGUGAGCUAUCUAUAUAUUGGAUCAUCUUCUCCCAGACACGUUCUUCUAGGUAUUACGCUUACUGAAGACGAAACUGCAGACUUAAACAGUAAAUGUGAGCUAUCUAUAUAUUGGAUCAUCUUCUCCCAGACACGUUCUUCUAGGUAUUACGCUUACUGAAGACGAAACUGCAGACUUAAACAGUAAAUGUGAGCUAUCUAUAUAUUGGAUCAUCUUCUCCCAGACACGUUCUUCUAGGUAUUACGCUUACUGAAGACGAAACUGCAGACUUAAACAGUAAAUGUGAGCUAUCUAUAUAUUGGAUCAUCUUCUCCCAGACACGUUCUUCUAGGUAUUACGCUUACUGAAGACGAAACUGCAGACUUAAACAGUAAAUGUGAGCUAUCUAUAUAUUGGAUCAUCUUCUCCCAGACACGUUCUUCUAGGUAUUACGCUUACUGAAGACGAAACUGCAGACUUAAACAGUAAAUGUGAGCUAUCUAUAUAUUGGAUCAUCUUCUCCCAGACACGUUCUUCUAGGUAUUACGCUUACUGAAGACGAAACUGCAGACUUAAACAGUAAAUGUGAGCUAUCUAUAUAUUGGAUCAUCUUCUCCCAGACACGUUCUUCUAGGUAUUACGCUUACUGAAGACGAAACUGCAGACUUAAACAGUAAAUGUGAGCUAUCUAUAUAUUGGAUCAUCUUCUCCCAGACACGUUCUUCUAGGUAUUACGCUUACUGAAGACGAAACUGCAGACUUAAACAGUAAAUGUGAGCUAUCUAUAUAUUGGAUCAUCUUCUCCCAGACACGUUCUUCUAGGUAUUACGCUUACUGAAGACGAAACUGCAGACUUAAACAGUAAAUGUGAGCUAUCUAUAUAUUGGAUCAUCUUCUCCCAGACACGUUCUUCUAGGUAUUACGCUUACUGAAGACGAAACUGCAGACUUAAACAGUAAAUGUGAGCUAUCUAUAUAUUGGAUCAUCUUCUCCCAGACACGUUCUUCUAGGUAUUACGCUUACUGAAGACGAAACUGCAGACUUAAACAGUAAAUGUGAGCUAUCUAUAUAUUGGAUCAUCUUCUCCCAGACACGUUCUUCUAGGUAUUACGCUUACUGAAGACGAAACUGCAGACUUAAACAGUAAAUGUGAGCUAUCUAUAUAUUGGAUCAUCUUCUCCCAGACACGUUCUUCUAGGUAUUACGCUUACUGAAGACGAAACUGCAGACUUAAACAGUAAAUGUGAGCUAUCUAUAUAUUGGAUCAUCUUCUCCCAGACACGUUCUUCUAGGUAUUACGCUUACUGAAGACGAAACUGCAGACUUAAACAGUAAAUGUGAGCUAUCUAUAUAUUGGAUCAUCUUCUCCCAGACACGUUCUUCUAGGUAUUACGCUUACUGAAGACGAAACUGCAGACUUAAACAGUAAAUGUGAGCUAUCUAUAUAUUGGAUCAUCUUCUCCCAGACACGUUCUUCUAGGUAUUACGCUUACUGAAGACGAAACUGCAGACUUAAACAGUAAAUGUGAGCUAUCUAUAUAUUGGAUCAUCUUCUCCCAGACACGUUCUUCUAGGUAUUACGCUUACUGAAGACGAAACUGCAGACUUAAACAGUAAAUGUGAGCUAUCUAUAUAUUGGAUCAUCUUCUCCCAGACACGUUCUUCUAGGUAUUACGCUUACUGAAGACGAAACUGCAGACUUAAACAGUAAAUGUGAGCUAUCUAUAUAUUGGAUCAUCUUCUCCCAGACACGUUCUUCUAGGUAUUACGCUUACUGAAGACGAAACUGCAGACUUAAACAGUAAAUGUGAGCUAUCUAUAUAUUGGAUCAUCUUCUCCCAGACACGUUCUUCUAGGUAUUACGCUUACUGAAGACGAAACUGCAGACUUAAACAGUAAAUGUGAGCUAUCUAUAUAUUGGAUCAUCUUCUCCCAGACACGUUCUUCUAGGUAUUACGCUUACUGAAGACGAAACUGCAGACUUAAACAGUAAAUGUGAGCUAUCUAUAUAUUGGAUCAUCUUCUCCCAGACACGUUCUUCUAGGUAUUACGCUUACUGAAGACGAAACUGCAGACUUAAACAGUAAAUGUGAGCUAUCUAUAUAUUGGAUCAUCUUCUCCCAGACACGUUCUUCUAGGUAUUACGCUUACUGAAGACGAAACUGCAGACUUAAACAGUAAAUGUGAGCUAUCUAUAUAUUGGAUCAUCUUCUCCCAGACACGUUCUUCUAGGUAUUACGCUUACUGAAGACGAAACUGCAGACUUAAACAGUAAAUGUGAGCUAUCUAUAUAUUGGAUCAUCUUCUCCCAGACACGUUCUUCUAGGUAUUACGCUUACUGAAGACGAAACUGCAGACUUAAACAGUAAAUGUGAGCUAUCUAUAUAUUGGAUCAUCUUCUCCCAGACACGUUCUUCUAGGUAUUACGCUUACUGAAGACGAAACUGCAGACUUAAACAGUAAAUGUGAGCUAUCUAUAUAUUGGAUCAUCUUCUCCCAGACACGUUCUUCUAGGUAUUACGCUUACUGAAGACGAAACUGCAGACUUAAACAGUAAAUGUGAGCUAUCUAUAUAUUGGAUCAUCUUCUCCCAGACACGUUCUUCUAGGUAUUACGCUUACUGAAGACGAAACUGCAGACUUAAACAGUAAAUGUGAGCUAUCUAUAUAUUGGAUCAUCUUCUCCCAGACACGUUCUUCUAGGUAUUACGCUUACUGAAGACGAAACUGCAGACUUAAACAGUAAAUGUGAGCUAUCUAUAUAUUGGAUCAUCUUCUCCCAGACACGUUCUUCUAGGUAUUACGCUUACUGAAGACGAAACUGCAGACUUAAACAGUAAAUGUGAGCUAUCUAUAUAUUGGAUCAUCUUCUCCCAGACACGUUCUUCUAGGUAUUACGCUUACUGAAGACGAAACUGCAGACUUAAACAGUAAAUGUGAGCUAUCUAUAUAUUGGAUCAUCUUCUCCCAGACACGUUCUUCUAGGUAUUACGCUUACUGAAGACGAAACUGCAGACUUAAACAGUAAAUGUGAGCUAUCUAUAUAUUGGAUCAUCUUCUCCCAGACACGUUCUUCUAGGUAUUACGCUUACUGAAGACGAAACUGCAGACUUAAACAGUAAAUGUGAGCUAUCUAUAUAUUGGAUCAUCUUCUCCCAGACACGUUCUUCUAGGUAUUACGCUUACUGAAGACGAAACUGCAGACUUAAACAGUAAAUGUGAGCUAUCUAUAUAUUGGAUCAUCUUCUCCCAGACACGUUCUUCUAGGUAUUACGCUUACUGAAGACGAAACUGCAGACUUAAACAGUAAAUGUGAGCUAUCUAUAUAUUGGAUCAUCUUCUCCCAGACACGUUCUUCUAGGUAUUACGCUUACUGAAGACGAAACUGCAGACUUAAACAGUAAAUGUGAGCUAUCUAUAUAUUGGAUCAUCUUCUCCCAGACACGUUCUUCUAGGUAUUACGCUUACUGAAGACGAAACUGCAGACUUAAACAGUAAAUGUGAGCUAUCUAUAUAUUGGAUCAUCUUCUCCCAGACACGUUCUUCUAGGUAUUACGCUUACUGAAGACGAAACUGCAGACUUAAACAGUAAAUGUGAGCUAUCUAUAUAUUGGAUCAUCUUCUCCCAGACACGUUCUUCUAGGUAUUACGCUUACUGAAGACGAAACUGCAGACUUAAACAGUAAAUGUGAGCUAUCUAUAUAUUGGAUCAUCUUCUCCCAGACACGUUCUUCUAGGUAUUACGCUUACUGAAGACGAAACUGCAGACUUAAACAGUAAAUGUGAGCUAUCUAUAUAUUGGAUCAUCUUCUCCCAGACACGUUCUUCUAGGUAUUACGCUUACUGAAGACGAAACUGCAGACUUAAACAGUAAAUGUGAGCUAUCUAUAUAUUGGAUCAUCUUCUCCCAGACACGUUCUUCUAGGUAUUACGCUUACUGAAGACGAAACUGCAGACUUAAACAGUAAAUGUG